Messenger RNA from Alternaria metachromatica, 714 nucleotides. RefSeq lists its product as uncharacterized. The record is from RefSeq and is a predicted model, not a curated record. The transcript is spliced from 2 exons. The coding region runs from base 1 to 714 and encodes 237 amino acids. Lineage: Eukaryota; Fungi; Ascomycota; Dothideomycetes; Pleosporales; Pleosporaceae.
AUGUUGGCCAAAAUCUCUACGUCGCUCGUUGCGACUCUGCUGCUCUCAUCGAAUACUCUCGCUGCGCCUACACAAACACAUUGCCGCUGCGAAAUCGUUGCUGAUAUGCCGUCAUCAUCCGUUCCCGCUUCUGCUGCCUACACACCCUCCGCCGCACAUUGGUCGCCAGCAGACCCUUCGCAAAGUCCUGUCGCAGCACUCAAUGUAUGCGCAAGCCUAGGAUCGGAAUUACAGAAACUGCAACACACAGAGCCGGAGCUGUACGACUCGUAUAUGGCGGGUGCUAUCAAGGAUGCGCCGCAGAAGCCGGUACCGACUGCGGUGCUGAUGAACAGUCACGAGGAGGCACAGUCAACGUCAAGCCCACAUAGGAGAAUUGUGUGUCAUGCGGAAUCGAUAUUGUCGACGCCAGAGUUCCACAGCUCGUUCAUUGGGCUGUGGGCGCUGCAGAUGAUUGUUGUGGUUGCGAUAUUGGCUUGUGUUGCUGAGGUAUCCGAAAAGAGCAGCCUGCGCUUGACCGGUGCAGAAAGGCGUCUCCUGGCCAUCCCCACUGGUCCCCAGGAAGCAGAUUCAGUGUUCAGCCCAGGCGCAGAGAAGAAGCUACGAGCGUACGAGACGACACGAUACUUUGUCACGCAGGCAUCAAGUGGACGGAGAGAGUUCAUUGCGUAUGACGAUGAUAGUGAUGAUGAGGCGAACAGGCCUGUGAUGUAG